Molecule: messenger RNA, 12745 nt
Organism: Bombus pyrosoma
Lineage: Eukaryota; Metazoa; Arthropoda; Insecta; Hymenoptera; Apidae
Exons: 11
Coding region: 3270-9230 (1986 amino acids)
Cellular component (GO): endoplasmic reticulum
Source: RefSeq, a predicted model, not a curated record
CAUUUAGUGUUCAAAAUAGGUUGUUUUAAUGCUAUGUGCAGUAAGUACGACGAGUACGGCGAAUAAAUUAUUUGGGAUCUAGUCUAGGUAAUCAAAAAAUCAUAAAUAUUUUUCUGGAACAAGUUUGCACCUAACAGUUUGUAAUUCUACAUUAUCGACUUACGAAGAAUUAAUCUCCUUCCUGUCAUUUAUCAAUUUAUUAGUUUUUAUUACCGAUUUCACCGUUCCCUUCACUACGAUCCUGGUCAUGGUAUUCGUUUUACUCGUGACAAGAUGACGCUUUCGUCGAACAAUUUUUCAUCCUUAACUCGAGAAACUUAUCGACCUCGCACAAUUUUUCAAACACAGCUUCUAAACUCUGUCCUUUGCCGGAGUGCUUCAAUGGCUCAACCGAGCGUGCAAAAUAUUAAGUAACUGUUUCCAAGCCAUUACCCCGAUGUGCUUGCAAAAGCGGCAAAAACAUGGUCUUGUGAAAUGAGCGUAUCUGCUGAAUAUAUCCGCGCGGAUUAUGCGUUGAUGAUUGCAUCGAUUAUCGUGAUACCCCUGGCUCGCGUCACGCAGAAAAUGCAAUUUUUUUCACGUAAACUGUAUACACCAGUUUAGUUUUUAUAUUUAAUAAAACUCAAUCUCGAUCUAAAGCUCAACCUUUAUCUUUUGACAUGUUUUAAAUAUUAAAUUCUAGCGUUAAAUUAUUCAAAUAUUCCGGAUUAUAUUUUGAUAUAGAUUACAAUUCUAUCAUCUCGAAUUUUAAUCCACAAUUUUAUUUGGACGAUUAUAUUCUAUCUCGAGUCAUGUAUUAAAUUUUCCUUUUUGCAAAUAAGAAAACAGAAAGCUCGUAGAAAAAAUAUUUCUUUCGGUUUCACUAAAUAACUAGACGUCAAAAUUACUAAUAUUGGCUUGGAAGUAUCAUCCAUCGGAAAUCGACCAUGAUGAUCGACAGAAAGAAUAACCCCGGAAGCUGAAAAUAAGCGGUCAGACGAGACUCCAGCUGGAUUGAAACGAAUUGAAUUGGGUCAAAUUCGCGCGAAAAGGAUCGCGUGUCUCAAUCGAACAUGGACUUGCAAUGUAGCAUUGUUGAUACGGACAAAGAUAAUUCUAUCUACAAGCGCUAAGCUCGUCUUUAAUUCAUGUUCGAUCAGAUUUUACAUGUACGAGAUGGAAGUCCUGGAAACGCGAUCGAAAGACGUCAAUAACUUAAAUUUUCGUCGUUUCUUCCUGUUGGUUAGCUGUAAAAAUGAAUCGUAUCGCUGAUAUGUUGACAUUGUUGUUAAUUAUUUCCAACAGUUGUCAAUGUCAACGAUAGUGCCUAAUAUUAAUGAUCAUUGCAUCUGAUCGAGAGAAAACGAAACGAUAUACAUACUUCUUUCACAUUUCUAUUCUUUUAUCAGAAGCAAAUAUUUACAUACGCAUAUUUCAUACUCUGAAUAUUUAACUACGGAAUGAAUUAUCAUAAAUUUGGCUGUAGAGUGAAUUUUGAAACUCCCAGAAACCUCGUUAAAUUUGAAUGAAACAGAUAUAUAAUACUUAUAGGGGGUGAAAAAUAGAAUGGUUCAUGGUAAAGUAGAUUAUCAAGUUUAUGCAAUCAAUGUAUGUACGUAAAUACUAGUUCGUUAACUAUGCGACAACGAUUCGUAUCAGUUAGAACACAUCAGUUCACACGCUAGCAAGGUUAUUAAUAUUGUAGAACGGAACACAAGCAAUAUAGCAUUACAAAAAUAACAGAUAUUUUUCAGUUUUUAUCUUGAGAGCUUUAUUUUAUACUCAAGAGGAUCGUCGAGAUAGACACUAUAUCCAUGAAUGUAUCUGAUGGCCUUAGUCUCUUUGUCGUGUUGCUACUGACUCUGACGACAUUUCCGACUGACCCAUAAAGGACCGAGUCGAUAAGUUCAUCGAUCCAAGGAACAUGGCUUUGUUGUGUACGCGGAUUAAAAUCGACUGCUGCACCGCGAUAUGACGUGGCGAUAAAAUCUCUUACUUCUACUGUCGCCUAGGCUAUGGAAAUACGCAUUUAUGACGGAACAUUGCAAUAAAAAUAACUGAAAACUUAAAAACUACCUUCAAACGAACACAAUAACGGGAAGCAGCGUACAAAGAUACCAAAAGUUUCCCUAACAAAUGAACUCUCGAGCAAAGUACACGAAGAAGAAAAAGAAAGAUAAUGGAACGGCUCCUCCAAUUAUUCAAUCGCAGCACUCGUCCAACAACGAAGAGAAAGUGUAGCCCGAAGUAUUCGUGGAAACGAAAGAUAGCAGCAGGACCGAACGGGAAUAAUCGCGGUAACGUCGUCGAAGACGCAAGGAAAAGAAGGUAAUAACCGGAUUCGAGCCACCCCUACGGAGCGAUCACGACGUUCCCGUUGGCCGCGAAGACGUUGGCGCACGCGAGCACCCCCACAGAUACAAAUUCCUCUCCAGUGGGGUGGUGCGGGGGCGUUAGCGCAUGCGAUCUAACGGGAGUGGCUUGAUCGCUAAGGCUGCCACAGCGAACGGUUCAUGGAACGGCUUCAGUGUGCCUAUUGCAGGGUUCCACGAGACAACUACCCCUCCCAUACACGCCAGGCACCAUAGUUAUUGUCACGGAGGACGUACGCGCGCGCGCGCAUCUCUGUGCCUCCGCCGGCGUAGUGCUUGUUCAGCUAACUCGACGUAUUCGUCUACGACCACGUCGUUGUCGUCGUCCUGAUUGUAUACUCUCGCUCAGUACAAUUGUCCAUAAAAAAGAAAGUUUGGUCUGUACCAAAAAGUGAAACAUCACGUCGUGUGCAUUGUCGUAACAGUGCGUCGUGUAAAUUCCAACAAUUUGUGUGUCUCUAUACCCUUGACUUCUCUUUUUCUUUCUCUCUCCUUCCCUCUCUCUCUCUCCCUCUUUCUCUCUCUAUUUCACGUACACAAGAGGGUGAACCAGUACGCGUCAGUGUCGGAGGUGUGCACUACGGGGAUGUGCUUCUGGUGAGUGUUCGAAGAACGUGUGUGCUCAGUGACACGAGGCCAGAUGCGUAAUACGACGUGCGGUUUUCCUGAGGACAAGCCGUCCAGUUCACGUUCACGACGUUGAUUCGCGCACUGACAAUGACACGUGAUAAAAAUGCAUCUCGCACGACAGAAGGUUCGCAGAGCGCGACUAGCGAACAUGAUCCCGAGGGAAUAAGCGGAAGGUCGACGGAUCAUGAAUCACGAAAACGGCUGAAAGGCAGCUGCACUGCGUACAACAAGAAGCGGCUGAGGUGAAAGUGACGAUGAAGAAGAAAGAGCGGCGUUCCUAAUUGGAGAAUGAGCGGAUUUUUCAACUCCCUGAAAAACUUCGCGUCAGGAGCCGCGUACGCUGCCAGCUCUGCCUCGAAGUACGAAGAAUUGGAAGUCGAAGACACGAAGAUGAGAUUUAGCCUGACGCCGCAACCAGGAGAAAGUGGUUUUAUACAAUGGCUGGACGCGAUGAAAAUGGUUGCCAGGUUACCAGGAGGAAUUCCGCCGGAAUUUCGAAAGAAGUUGUGGCUGACACUGGCAGAACGUCAUCUAGAGCAGCGCGGCGUAGAUUGGAAGCAGGCUGAAAAGAUCUGCUUCAACGAGUGGAGCAAUCCUGACGAUGAAGAGCUUGGUAUACAAAUCGUUAAAGAUCUACACAGAACGGGCUGCAGUCUGUUUUGCGGUGCAGCUGGCAGAGACAAUCAAGCGGUGCUUCGUCGAGUUCUGCUCGGUUUUGCCCGAUGGAACAAGUCCGUCGGCUAUUGCCAGGGCCUGAACGUGUUGGCCGCCCUCGUUCUGCAAGUAAUGGAUCGCGCCGAGUCCGCCGCGGUGAAGGUGAUGAUCUACUUGAUAGAGGGUGUCCUGCCCGAGGGUUACUUCGCGGACAAUCUCCGUGGCCUGUCGGUCGACAUGGCGGUAUUUCGAGAUCUCCUCCGGGCCAGGCUGCCCAAGCUCUCGAAACAUCUGGAGGCGCUGCAGAACGACGCGAAGGACAAGGCGACAGGCAGCAGUUACGAGCCACCUCUGACGAAUGUGUUCACGAUGCAAUGGUUCCUUACUCUUUUCUGUCACUGUUUGCCACAAGAGGCUGUCCUGCGCGUAUGGGAUCUUAUAUUUCUCGAAGGAGAUGAGAUAUUGCUUAGAACCGCGCUGGCCAUCUGGGAAGGACUUUCCGAUCGUAUUAUGACGGUGACAUCAGCGGACGAGUUUUAUAGUAUAAUGGGAGUGCUGACAAGGGAGAUGCUCGAGUUCACGGAUACUAAUAACCUCAUAAAGAAUAUCGUUAGUAUGGGAUCUCUGCACGGUGUAACGGGGCUAAGAGAGAAACAUAGAUACAAUAUCACACCUUGGGCAAGAAAAUUGAGCGACGACGAGGACAGCGACACGGAGGAGGAUGAAAGGCUGGCCGUUGCUGCUGCGAUGUUCAGUAUGGCACAGCGACUGAAGAAAGAUCGUAUACCUCAAACGAUUGGAGCGCUGCAGGCAAUGGCACCCAGCAGCGACCGAGAACGGCUCGCUUUGGACAUUACCACUUUGAAACAGCAGUACGCCAAGCUACGCGAACGUCAACGACAAGCGCAUAUUAUACUUUCUGCUGCAUGUGCAAGGCAGACCAUGGUACCACCUCCUACUUCUCAGGCCAUGAAUCAUCUUUUAGUGGGCAAAAGUGCACUCGUGAGUGGGAAGAAUCGACCCCUGAGCCUACCUUCUGGUGCUGCAACGACGAAGAUAAGACCUACGACGUUAAAUCAAAACCGAAGGGACAGACAAGGCGUCACGCUUCACUGGAAAGACACCAAAAAACCGAAGCAGAAACCCUCGAAUUUACCAGAAACGGUGGAAUGCAGCGUUCUAACAAUGCAAUCCACGGAAGCUGAGCUGGCUUCUCCGAAGCGGGGUAACGGUGACAGUGAUAGCGACAGCACAUCGACGGAAUUGUGCGACGAACCGGACCGUCUCAGUGACGUUGACAGCGAAGAUCUGACGUCAGCAUCCGAAUCCUGUGUCGUCGGAACGGACGAGGAGAAGAGAUCUCGACUCAACGGAUCACCGAUUCGCGAGAAGCUACUCGAUCGUUCGUUUCUCGAGGAAAAGAUAGAACCAAUCAACGUCGAAGAUUCGAAGGACUCGAAAAGCUCCGAGGAAAACCUUGGUGACAUAUCAAUCGCUAAGAUUACCGACCAAAUAAGACGAUUAUCGGCAGAGGAUGACAAUAAUUCCAUGGUUCCUCAAAAAUUUAGCGUGCAGAGCAAAGAAUCACCGGAGGAACAAUCGACGAAAGAAUUGAAAAAAGAGAAAUCCAUAUCAAAUCUAUCUAUAGAUUACACUUCCGAUAGUAAUAUCAUUAAAAAAUCGUCAUUGGACUUGAACGAGUACGAUUAUCUAGGUUUCAGUGGCAGUAAGAUCAGUUCGAAGGAAGAUGAAGUAUUAGUGCACGAAAGGCAUCGAUCUAAACAGACAACAAACGAGAUUGUAGAUAUACCUCGAGACGAAGUUGCGACAAUCAAGAAAGACCAAACUGAAGACAAGAUAGCUACGACUAUGAAACAAGAUUCUUUAAACAUAUACUUGGAUUAUUCAGCAUCCUUGGACAAGAAAUACGAUAGAAUCACAGAUAAAUCAAGCCUAGAUGUGGAGAUUGAAAAUGAAAUUAGAUCGGAUCGAUGUAAAACAUCCUUCGAUUUCUCUAGUAGAAUAUCUUUGGACUUGAAACCGUAUGAAACUUCAAAAGUAGGAAGCUUAACCAGUGACACUUCAGACACAGUAAAUACUGAAAGAACGCUUUAUGGCAAGGCCUACGUCGGUCAUCUUCCUAUUUCACCUGUAACAGUUGAUCAAAAAUUAAGCAGAGUGACACCCAGUAUACAUACAACGCAUAAUACUACUGUAUUAACUCCUGAAACGCCUGAAAUUCUACAUAAAACGUUAGAGAACACAUCAUAUAACGAUAGAAUACAGAUGACGCAAACCAAAAUUUAUUCAGACCUAGUGAAGAGUCCUAAAACACCGGACAGCAACAAAUCAUUCAGUUCAGGUGAAACGAUGGGACCUGAUUCGAAACCAUCGAGUCUGACAGUUAGCCCAAGGACGCCGGUUAGAUCAGAAUCUCGAGAUUUCCCUAUGGACAAAUCGCUGUGUUCGUCAGUUAGCUCAGACUCGAAGACUUUGGUUCUUUGUUCCGCAGAUUCAGACAGUACGAGGGACAGCACGAAAACUGACGCGAAGAAAAUGUAUGAGAUUUCCAAUUCGACGACACCUAUCAGCAUGGACUCGUUGCAGAAAUCAGAAGCAAGCCCAAAACUAGUCGUGAGCAGCUCCAGUGAAUCGUGUAGCCCGAGUAAAUUAAAGUCUUCCGAGAGGUCGUUCAGUUCGGACCUGCAAUCGCCAAUAAGUGCCAACUCCAUAAAGUAUACCUCGAAUUUCAGUAGACGGGGCCAAGAUGACGUAUCAGGCUCGCCAAUGGACUUGAGCAGCGCUACCUCGCCGUUUUAUCCGAUUUCGAAUCCGAAUCAAAAAACUCCGACGUCCCCGUACAGUGCUUCUAGAAGAAGAUCCAGUUUGGAUAGUAACGAAACGUCACCUGAGCAGAAAUCGACCAGUUCAAGGGAGUCGAACAAGUUCCUAGGUUAUCAGUCGAAAUUUGACUCUUCCAUAAAGACGUCUGAUAUGAAAGAUGUAGACGGUAUAGCACGAAAAGGUGACACAUUCGCCAGACCAGAGUUCAUCACGAGGAAAGAAGACUCGAGUAUUAAUUUGACGGAUAGAAGAAUCAAUGUUAGUGAUGUUAAGUAUUAUCAAACAACAAGUACGGAUUACUAUCGCAAGGAUAAGGAUAUUUUUGAUGACGGAGGGGAUGAUCCGUCAUCGGAGAAAGACGUGGUACCUUCUUUGCCUCAGGAGAAGCUAGAUAAACAUUAUUUAAACUAUCGAUAUAGAGAUAGAUCGAAGUUGUUGGAAAGAAGUUCAAGCAGUUUGGACAGUAGGAGGUACGCUGAUAUGAAGUCAUCGGCUUCCACCGAUGAAUUUUCAACGUCGAUCGCGCAGAAGAGAUCCAGCGACAUUUUAGAAGAUAUUAAACACUUGGAGGCGAAAGCAAACGAUGGGUCGUCGGAUAAUGGGAUGUUGACGAAGAAGAGCAGUUAUAUUUGGGAAGAUAUGAAGAAUUUAGAGGCCAGGAGGCAAGAUACCUUUAGUGAUUCAGCGAGGAACUUUUCGAAACAUCGUCUGGAGGUACCGAAUGUAAAUAUAACCGGAGAAAGCAGAAAAUCGUACGUGGUACAUCCGAAGAUCAAUAUCGACGAAAAUAGCGACAGCAUAUUGAAGACCAUGGCCUGUGGUAAGAGUAACGGCACAGAUGAUGGCAGGGAGUCGAAGUUGGGCGUGUGGACGAAGGUGAAGCCUCGUAAAAAGAGUGAUAAUGGGCGGAGGAACAGCGACAGGGCGUUGAAGAUCAUUCAAGAAAACUCCGCUAUACUUCAGAAGAUUCUUGCGUGUCAGGCAAAAAAGCGUCUACCAGACUUGGAGGAGAUAUCGAAAGAAAUUACCAUUAGCCCUAUAAACGAGGAGAUUUCGAAGAUCUUUAGUCCGAUAUUAGAGAAAAUGGGAUUAAACGAACACGAGAUUAACGAGGAAUUGGCGAGAAUCAAUUUCAAGGAUUUCGACAACAUGACCGCUACCAGUGUGUCCGAGUUUGAUGCAAAGAUCAACGAGGAAUUAUCGAAGCUUUCUCUGAUCGACGAGACGGAGCAGAUGGACCAUUUCGACGUGGACGAGGUGAUAUCCCACGAAUACUUGAACACGAGAGAAGCUCUAAUAGAUCGUAAGAUAAACGAGGAAUUGUCAAAACUAUUGGCAAACUAUGACGAUCAUUCUCCAGCUAGUAUGGUGAGUUUGGAGAAAGGACCAUCCAGCCAGAAUAUCAGCGAGAUCGAAGGACUGGACCUGUCCAGUAUUUCAACUAACGUAUUUUCCUAUAAAUCAUCCAAUGAUUCCAUUGACACGAGAAGCGACUUAGGCUCGACGCAGGAAGCGUCCAUUCCCGUUGACAAGUUUCCGAAAUAUACGGCAUACGCCGUACCGAAGUAUCACGUGGACGAUUCGUCACCUAAAAGCGACAUAGACAUCUACAGAGAAUUGGAGAAACUCGAUAAGAUCUCUUCCGCACAGGUGUUACCAGAUCCGACUCUGGAGCUUCCACAGAAGGAAUUGUCCUCGAUUCCGUACGUUCCAAAUACGUCGCCCUUCAAGGAUGUGUCACCAUUGAGGUACACUUCUAAGCCGGCUCAAUACGACACUUCACCCCUGAAGACCUCUUACGAUCCCUACAAGACCUUCGACUUCAAGCCAAAGUUGUCACCUAAACACGUUUCUACUAAUCCAUUUGUGUCAGCUACGUAUGAGAAACCUGUGGUGGAUACCACUUUCGAGUACAUUAACCAUAAACCAGAGAUCUCGAUCAACACGUAUGAUCUACAUUUGAAGAGUCCAAUGAUGACGAAAGAAUCGCUAGAGUUUCGUGUCAGAUACGACGAUGAUCCAGUCAGAGAAGUUAACACCGAUUACAUGUCUCUCCAGCCAGAAAGUAGAUCGAUCACUACCCCGAGCAGGUCUCCUUAUUUCAGCAAUGGAAAUACCGAACCGUUAACGCCUACGAAAUAUGUUUCUAAGGAGGAGAGAAUCUUGGAUACUGGUGGUACCUCGUUUCUAGACUAUCCCAGCGAAUCUUCCGACCUUUUUCGUCGAAAAUACGACGCUUUGUCUCCUAAGGAGUACACUCAUACCAAGAGUAUGACGGAUUAUGAUAGACACUUAGGCACGUUACCUCCUAUAGAACCUGGAACAGAGACAGGAUCGUAUUUACCGACGAGACACCGAGAUUAUCAUUCUCUAUCACCGAAUCGUCAGUUUCCUGAUGACUUUCCUUCUACUAUCAAUCAUCACUACACCUCGAAACUUUCGUCAGGUCUCUCUGACGAAUCGAAACGACCGGUUUCUCAUCCGGAAUUCCCUGGCAAGAUGAAUGUUGGGAAAUAUGCAGAAUUACCCGAUAGAAGUUCCAGCAGUUACAAGAAAUCAUCUCUUAGUUUAGGAAACAUAGGACACUCGAGUAAAGGAGCUGAUAAUAAUUUCAACACCGUGACCAGUCCAAAAACGCAGUUCAGUCCCUUUCCCGUUAGAAACGCACCUAGGAAGCCGAAAGAACUCACGCUGAAACUGGGCCUCUACUCGCCCAAAAGUUCUGAUAUAGGACAGUUAAAAAGAUCAUAGUGUAGGACGAUAAAAAUUCUGCUUCUGGUUUAUCGCGUUGAUUUAUCUGUUCUAAAUGGUUGUUUGUUGUUGAUUCUGCGAAAUGUAUCAGAUGAAUUGUCUUUGUUAAGGGAAUGUUCGCAUUGACAGUGACUACGAUAUUACCAAAAUGGGCCUAACUUAUCGUUUGUGGUGCCUGAUGUUGCCAACAGCUGAAGCUAAUCGUUACCAGCGUAACACGUUAUAUGAGUUUAUACACGGAUAUCGAUCGUAGAAAUUGCGAAGUCUGCCUUCGUCUGACACGAACGUACCAUGAUCACGACAAACGAUUGUUUGUUCUAAGUUGGCGCUUCUUGUCUAAUAUCGUGUCGGUUAUUAACACAUUCCCUGUGGAUUCUAUUUGUGCAGAUGUCUGGGAAAUUUAAAGAUACAAAAAUGCAUAUAAUACACACAGUAUCCGUUAUAAUAUUUGACGGAUGUAACAAAUCUCUGCUUAAGCAUGCGUUCCUCUAAUCGUAUCCAUAAGAAUAUGGAUUUAUAUAAAAUUAUCUACGACGGUGUAUAGAAGGACGUGUCAGAAGAAGAGGCACGACUUCGAGGAUAUCGCUCAACGAAAUGAACGUUGAACACGAGUUUCACGAUUUAUCGCAUACUUACUCUUUAAUGUUAAUCAUUAACUCGUUUCCUCAAACGUUUAUAGUCUACGAACGUUGAGUAAUUAAAAAUCAUUUUUUUUUUCUACGAGCUCUGCUUCAUACAGCUUAACACACAAAAGUCUCUUCGAUGUAAAAAUACAAAUAGAAGAAAAAAUAUAAGGUGAAGAGAAAAGAAGAGAAGCUUGUGAAAAUAGCGUACAAAUCCUUGGCGAGACGUACUUGUGCGAUUUCUAUUGCAAUGCCUUCAAUCUCCCUCCAAUCAUGCAGGAAAAACCUCGUUAUCGCGUCUCGAUUAUUCACUAAAUUUACGCUAAAUAGUCUAUGGAAGCGCACGAAGCUUACUAGCGGAAAAAAGGGGAAAGGAAAAGGAAAAGGAAAAAGGACGAGAGAAACGUUACAAAAUGCCUUCCAUUCCUUCGAACGCGAUUCGCUUUACUACGGUAAUCUCGCAUGCGAUCGUAAAUUAUGACACUGAUCGCGAGACCGUGGUAACGUGAAAUUUCCUUCGAACAGAUACGAUAUAUAAUACAACCACAUAGAUUGUAUAAAAUUAUAGAAGUUGUUACAACGGAGCAGCGAUAUAGAGCUUAAUUUGUCCGUACGUUUCGCGCAAAACCUAGACGUGCAGUGGGCGUAUCGUUUAAGUAAGGACCGAGUAAGUACCAUUAUUCGAGGCCAGAGACACAAAAGAGGCAGUAAGGCAGAAAAAACAAAUUGUACAUAACUACAUAGACGUUAAUUGUAUAUUAUUAAACAAAAAGUGGUUGAGAAGAGAAAGAGGAAAAUGGGGUUGUGUGGAGCUUGAGAGUCGUUCUAAAUCUUUUUAUAUAAAAUAAAAGAAGUAGUAUUUUUAGAUGUUUCUAAUAUGAGAUAAAUCUUCGUAUCGUCGCCGUCACUGAACGAGCUUAGCUGACAAUGAGCUACGCUUGUCGCGAGAACGAUCGUUCUUUUUGCAUAUUCUUUGUUACCGAUACGACUGAAAAGGAGGCAAUCCAUUGUUUCAAAUGAAUUCAAAUUUAAAAUGGUCUACAAGUUUAAAGAAAAAUCUUUCAAUUGAAUAUUAUUCAGUUACUUUUAUAAUAUAUAUUAUAUAUAUACAUAUAUAUCUUUUAAACUAUAGUAUCUUUUAUAUAAUUAUAUAUCUUCUAUAGAGGAUCGUAACGCGAACCUCUAUAACACCUUCAAUCGAUAUUUUAUAAAUACAGGUUUCAUUCUAUUGUAAUUUGAACUGUCGUUCAAGUCGAUAAUGAGAAAUUUCAAAAUUGCCACGAAGGUAAUCUGACAGACAAGAAAUAAAAAAUCUAAUCUCAGAAUUCUGGAACAUGCGUUAACGAAGUAACACCAUAGAAAGAAUAUACAUAGGCUGAUAACAUGCAAUUUAUUUUCAUCGGCUUGCAUAGCGAUAUAGAUGACAGUCUGUCGAUCAUUACGUCCAAUUUAAUCACUGAUGGCAGGUAAAAUCGUCAAUUCGCAAUCCGACGCGUGCAGAUUUUUAUACGCAACGGUUGAGCUGGAAGAAACAUAAGCUCGACGGUUAACUAGAAGCAGAAGCGAAGAUCGUCGAUAAAAUUUUCCGAAGUAACUGGCUGCGUUAAUGUGCCUCUGCGAUCAACCCGCGUCAAGUUUCGGCUAAUUUACAACGACGUGUAGAGAACUUGGACAAGCAAAAAAGAAAAAAAGAGAAAAUAUCUGCGCGUCAAGAAAACCAGAAAUUCUUUUCGACGUUGUGUGACAUCGGUUAUAGUUCUUUUUAUCUACGUCGAUUACUCUAAGAAAAAAAGUCACGCUUGUAGACAAAAUUCUACGCGUAUUAUAAACUAGCUUCUAGAUACAACUCGCUAAUUUUAUCGCGAAGAAGAGAUAAUUCUCGAGAUAAUUCACAGUUACCACGAUCUACGAGAAAACAUGUGAAUCAUGGCACGCGAAGCUUAUGCGAUAACUUUGCACUCGAUUAAACGAUGCAUAAGAAGAAACCUUUUCUCCUGCGUAAAGAAAUCGUAAUCGUAAGUACGAAUUAGCGUUGUCUACGAUGUUACAGCGUAAUAUUUUUCAUGGCCAACAAGAACGAAGACGAGGAAUCGCCGUCGUCAUGUUCUUCCGCUGACGAGCAAACAAAUCCAGUGAAACGAAUCCGAUGAUCCGUUUCGGAAGCCUGUGAGGAAUAGAAAGUAUUCGUAAAAGGUGCUUUAGCGAGGCAUUUUGAUGCGUUAGGGAAACAAAGAAGAAUAAAAACUAUCUAGGACGUAGGUAGCUGGUAAGGAAUCGAUGAUAUAAUAUCGUUUGUUCGUUGUGUCUUGCGAAUGGUCGUUUUCGAAGAGCGGAAUAUCGCGUGGUUCACGUUGAUUCCCAGUAUUCGGUUCGUAAUAAAUUCGGUUCACUUUGUUUGUAACAACUUUCCGGAUGUAUCGUUGAUCCGACAAUAUAACAGGCGUUCUCGAUUCGUUUUCUAAGGUUACUUCUUAACGGCGGGAGCAUUUUUUAACGUGCAUGCACAUGAAACACAUGAAAAUUAUCGUAACAGACAGCGGUCAGAGUUUUUUCUACGCAGGUAAUCGAAAGGGAAAAACGUAAUCGGGAAGUGAAAAAAUGAAGGGCGUUUUAAGCGGAAUGUUGCCUUCGUGUGACGAUCGUUGCGGAGAACGUGAUUGUUACGAGAGGGCACACGAGUCCUAUUAGAAAAAAAGUCAUUUAUAAAGAAAUGUUAUAUUUACAAAAAAAAAAAUGGGGUAUGUAUGAUGUUGUUACGUGACGUUUUGUGAGACGUUGUUGUAAAUAUCUAUCGGUACGAGAUUCAUGCCAGAUAUAAGACUGUAUAUUUGAAGAGCAUAGAGAUGUAAGUCGUUAUGAAUAAAAAAUAAACGGAACAAAUAUAUUGAGGAA